Messenger RNA from Penaeus chinensis, 1362 nucleotides. RefSeq lists its product as uncharacterized. NCBI's taxonomy places the organism in Eukaryota, Metazoa, Arthropoda, Malacostraca, Decapoda, Penaeidae. The coding region runs from base 79 to 1116 and encodes 345 amino acids. The record is from RefSeq and is a predicted model, not a curated record. The transcript is spliced from 5 exons.
AUAGCUCUGACGUGAAAGUAGGCAAAGUCGACAGUUUCAGUAAUAUAGCACCAGAAGACUUCAGGACAACCUCAGGACAUGGAUAAAACGACGCAAGGCGCUGAAACAGGUAAUCCACCAGACGCAUCAGGCAGCGAGAGGGACGAGCAAGAUCAGGACGUGUCAAGAGCAAGACAAGAGCUGAACAACGAAACUGUGGUACUAAUGCCAGAUUCUAACUCGAGUCAGAUUAAGUGGUGUUCCUUCAAGGUUUUUUCUACAAUAUGCGGUUUACUGUUCAUGACACUCAACUAUUAUAUGGACAUGAAAACCCUCAUCGACUACUUCAUUCAGGGGAAAAUUGUCCUCUUUUAUUCUUACCUACUUUUCACUGUACUGCCAACUAUAUGCAUCCACCUUUUCAUCGCUAUAAGGCUCGAACCUAACUGUUGUCAAUCCCUGUUUGCCUUUUUGUUCUCACCUUGGCUGCUCUCGUUCAAGUACAUACAAGUCUAUGGACAAAACACACCCAUAGAGGAUGGUAUAAAGCGCACUAUGACAGUCGUAGAAGUGGUCGGAUGUCUUUUUAAAGCAGUUCCCCAGCUCUACAUCCACAGCGCUGCUUGGUGGACUGGCGUUUAUGUAAUCUCGCCAAUUUUCUUUGAACGCACUACAGAGAUUUUUAUAAGGAUAUUGGUCAAGACUCCUCCGGUGGCGUUUACCCUUCUGGCCGAAUUUUCUGAAGAUAUGCCAUUCUGCAGGAAAUUAAAGAACUGCAUCCCUGUGGCUCCUGUACUUGGUGCCCGCGUGCUUGUCUGUACGUCGCUCUUCGCUCUGCAAGAUUCCUGGCGGUGGGUUUCUUUCCUUCUUCCUUUCCUCGGCGUCGUCGCGUCUUGGCUCAUCAGUGCCAGAACAGGACAAAGGAGGGUCAUAGAGGCAUUUGCAAAGACCCUCCUCCUCCCACCCGCUGACAUGGCGGGCAUCGUCCCUUCUGCCUUGUACGUGAUCGUCUGCGGAAUGGCUGUCUGUGCGGGUAAAAACUGCACCAUAUUUUUAUUUUCUUUCGUGUCGCUCAGUCACAUCGUGGGGGGAAUCUUAUGGAAAGGCGUUUUAAAUAAGAAAUAUAAAUGUAACUAAAAAGCUAGCAAAAAGGGCACAUUUCAAUGGGUUUCAAACUUUCUGAAUGUUGCGCCGCCUAUGAAUGAUCACAAAAUACUGGUCUUAAAAUCAGAGAACUUUAAAUAUUUGAUAUAUUAGUAGGGUUAUGUUAUGCUGAUGAUAGUUUUUUUGUUUUUUUUGUGAAUAGCACUGUGUUAUAUAAAACUUACCAUGAGUGUAAUGAAUACUGAUUGUAUGUAAUGGACUGAGGUCUUAUGAAUAUCA